Dentiscutata erythropus is the source of this 1191-nucleotide messenger RNA. NCBI's taxonomy places the organism in Eukaryota, Fungi, Glomeromycota, Glomeromycetes, Diversisporales, Gigasporaceae. The record is from the annotation of a GenBank genome assembly.
AUGGCUCUUUCAAACCGUAUAUUUGACCGUCUUGAUCAACCGCACCCACAACUACAUAUGCAUGAAUCCGGUUCUUUAAAAAUCAAGAUUCCAUUCCCACCUGUGAUCGAUGUGAAAGAUCUGAUUGAUUCUAGACCUAAAAGAGAUAAAACUCCAAGAUGUCCGAAUGCAUUUAUAAUUUACAGAAAAGUAUACUCAGAAACAGCGAGAAAUGAAGGUUACUAUUUGCCAAUGACAGUUGUUUCAUCACUCGCGUCUAAAUCAUGGGAAAAGGAACCAUUAGAAGUUCAAGAAUAUUAUAAACAACUUGCGAAAGAAGCAUUUAAGUAUAGAAACGAAAAGUUUCCAAAAGCUAUUAAGCGUAAAAAAAAAAAAACAGGGUGGAAUGUUAUCUCAUUCCAUGUUCCUACUAACCUCGAAGCUCAAAACACAGCUAAGAAAGAAGACAGAACAUUACAAUUUCAAAAAGAUCUCGAAGAUGUAAUUGAUUUUAGAGAAUAUGCCACACCAGAACUGUCUUCUAACGUAUCUACAGCUACUUCGUCACCAAUUACCGAUCAACUUUUUCAAGUAGAAGAAGGAAUGAUUCAAAAUGUAUAUCCUAGUCCAAACCCUUCUAUUCAUGGCAAUACACCAUUAAACUUUACAUCGUUUGGCUUUAACGAACAAAUUGAGUUCAAUAACGAAACCUAUAACGAUUUCAAUAACGAUUUCAAUAACGAUUUCAAUAACGAAUUCUAUAAUGAUUUCAACAAUGAUUUCAAUAACGAUUUCAAUAACGAAUUCUAUAAUGAUUUCAACAAUGAUUUCAAUACCAAUUUCAAUACCAAUUUCAGCAAUGAAUUUAUUAAUACUAGCCAAUCAUUUGAAAAUUUCUUACCUUUACAACCAUUACAACCUUUACAAGAAUCAGAAAUCGUUUCAAUCGACAAGUAUCGCCAAAAUGAACAACGUAACCAAACUGAAGUAUAUCAACAAAAUUACUUGGAUGCUUCGCGAUUUGACCCAUCAGUAUCACAAGAAUUUAACAUUUCAUCAUCACCAGAAUUUAACCAAUUUUCUCAAAAUAUUUCUUUAAAUGAUGAAAUUUUUGGAUCCAAUGACGUGUUUAAUACGUUUGGAAUUAUUAUCCCAAAUAAUGAAUUUAGUGUGAACGAGUUUACGUUUUCGAAUUUUGUUAACUAUGAUUAG